CCUUGCUCAGCUCCAGCCUGGCCAGGAGGGGCAGGGGCCGCACAGCCCUGGUGUCAGCAGCAGCAGCAGCAGGGAGUGUCCCCUGUGUAGAUUGGCCAGGCUGGAGCUGAGCAAGGCCAGGGCUGCUAUAAAAGCUGUGUCAGGGCCAGACUGGACCAAGCACUGCCCUGGCCACCUUCUCCUCCUCGGGAACAAGGAGCUGCCUCGCAUCCCACGCCAAGAUGUCCUGCUACGACCUGUGCCCCCCCAGGACCAGCACAGACCUGUGCCCGCCCAGAACCAGCGUGGCUGUGCCCCAGCCCAUCGCUGAGAGCUGCAACGAGCUGUGCGCCCGCCAGUGCCCCGACUCCUCUGCCUUCAUCCAGCCACCACCCGUGGUGGUCACCUUCCCCGGCCCCAUCCUCAGCUCCUUCCCCCAGCAGGCCGUGGUGGGCUCCUCUGGAGCACCGGCCUUUGGCGGCUCCCUGGGGCUGGGCGGCCUCUACGGCGCCGGCGCCACCCAGGCCUCGAGGGGCCUCUGCACCUUUGGCAGGGCCUACGCUGCUCCCGCCUGCAGCCCUUGCGCCUGGCCCCGCUACAGCAAGAAGCUCUGGGACACCUGCGGGCCCUGCUAGAGCCACCACCAACUGCCCCAAAGCCCCGCUGCCGCCUCAGCCCAGCAUGGAGAAGCUGAGCUCUGCACAAGCUGCCCUGGCCUCCUGCAGCCCGUGACACCCGGCCUGCCUGGGGCCUGCCCACAUUCCCUGAUUCUCCUGCCCUUCUUGGUACAAUAAAGUUU
Molecule: messenger RNA, 778 nt
Organism: Vidua chalybeata
Lineage: Eukaryota; Metazoa; Chordata; Aves; Passeriformes; Viduidae
Product: scale keratin-like
Exons: 3
Coding region: 222-614 (130 amino acids)
Cellular component (GO): intermediate filament
Molecular function (GO): structural constituent of cytoskeleton
Source: RefSeq, a predicted model, not a curated record